This is a messenger RNA of Cydia amplana, 4328 nucleotides long. RefSeq names its product neogenin-like. Gene Ontology annotation, molecular function: cell-cell adhesion mediator activity. The record is from RefSeq and is a predicted model, not a curated record. Gene Ontology annotation, biological process: dendrite self-avoidance; homophilic cell-cell adhesion; axon guidance. Gene Ontology annotation, cellular component: plasma membrane; axon. Bases 104 to 3685 code for a protein of 1193 amino acids. The transcript is spliced from 25 exons. NCBI's taxonomy places the organism in Eukaryota, Metazoa, Arthropoda, Insecta, Lepidoptera, Tortricidae.
GAUGACAUCGAGUUGUAUCUCACGUCGCGGAUGCACCGCGCGUGCUUAAAAGCGGAAGUAUAAUGCGAUUAUCGAUUGCUAUGACAGAAAAUGCGUUGAAUGGAUGGCGCGCGCGGGGGCGGCGUGCGGGGAGCCGCGUCGUUCGCUCGCCGGCCGCCAGUCAGUGCGCCACACGACGCGGGCUGCGACGCACGUACCACGCAGCCCGCUACGCCGGUAUUUCGAGUGUAGUGCAAAUGCUUGUGUUUAUAUGGCGCUCAUGUUACUACAAGUGCUCGUGUUGGGUGUGUUCGCGGCAGCGGCCGAUGAUGUCCCGCUAACAUGGUAUUGGUCGUCGCGCACGCUCGUGCCGUGCACGCUGCCGACGCCGGCGCCGCAGCUGCGCAAGCCGCCCCCCCUGCGCGGGGAGGACCCUCCCACCCCCUACUCCUGGCGGCGUGAUGGGGUCAACGACACACACAAAAUCCUGACCAACGGCACUUUAGACAUACGCAAACGUGAAGGCGCAGAUGGCGUAUACCAGUGCACCGCCGCGUUGCGUCGCGGCGCGUUGCUGGGCUACCCUGUGCGACUGAAAACUGCCCACCUGGACAAGUUCUCCAAAUACCCUGAGAACACGACGGCCCGGCGCGGCCAGCCGGUGGCCCUGCCCUGCGUCAUCAGCUCAGCGCCGUCCGCCACCAUUUCCUGGCUGAAGGAUGACCAGGACCUUUCUGCAGACGACAGAUACUAUUUGCUGAAAGAUCAGCUACUUAUUACUGAAGUGCGUGACAGUGAUGCUGGUCUUUACAGAUGCAUAGCAACAAAUUCAUACGUGAACAAAACUCGCACCAGCCACGGUGGACGGCUGCAUGUUGCUCCUCCAGAACCUCAAGCCCUGGAGUUCAUGCCCACCUUCGAAGACCGCCAGCUACUAGUUCCAGAAGGAGGGGAUGCGGUCCUACCGUGUCCUGUGUCUGGAUGGCCAAGGCCAUCUGAAGUAAUCUGGGAAAUGGCGGGAAAACGGCUGUACAACGGCCCUGUGCUCGUCUUGACUAAUGUAGACGUGUCACAAGAUGGCGUCUAUACCUGCAACGUACCAGGGCAUCAGGAUUUAAAGAAGACAUACAACGUGACAGUGACUAAACCUGUCAACAUCACUCUGCCGCCGGUGUCAAAAGAAGCUAUUCGAGCCAGCACCAUCCGGUUCAACUGUACCGCUACAGGCCGACCUGAGCCUAACAUCACUUGGUACAAGGACGGAGUACCGCUGGCUCUUACAGAGAAGGUAAGGUAUCUGUCGAAAGAAGCUAUUCGAGCCAGCACAAUCCGGUUCAACUGUACCGCUACAGGCCGACCUGAGCCUAAUAUCACUUGGUACAAGGAUGGAGUACCACUGGCUCUUACUGAGAAGAUUGGGUUGUGGAAAGCUGCGUUCCUGAACCCUGGCGACGAGGAGCGUAUCGAGCUGGUCAUCAACAGCAUCACUUCUAAAGACGCUGGUGUAUACCAAUGCUUCGCAAGCAACAACGUGUCAAUCGCCUCAGCGUGGGCGACGCUGACAGUCACGGGGCCCCCGGCCAUCGCAGCUCCUCAGGACAUCGCCUGCGCCCCGCUGGGGGCUCAGGAGGUGCUCGUGCGCUGGGCUCCAGUGCCUACGGAUGUGCUGGCUUAUACAGUGCACACUACUGCACAAGGUAUGUAUAUAUACCAAUGUUUCGCAAGCAACAACGUGUCAAUCGCCUCAGCGUGGGCGACGCUGACAGUCACGGGGCCCCCGGCCAUCGCAGCUCCUCAGGACAUCGCCUGCGCCCCGCUGGGGGCUCAGGAGGUGCUCGUGCGUUGGGCUCCAGUGCCUACGGAUGUGCUGGCUUAUACAGUGCACACUACGGCACAAGAACCUGGUGGGACAGGGAUGCCGCUAGGACCACCCGUGCAAGACCCUCGCGCCGUGGUUAGCGUACCUAAAGCGCUCACGCCAUACCGCUUUCAAGUUCGCGCAUAUAUUCAAUCCGCCAAGGGUGCUGCCACUGACUUCUCGGAUUUCGUGGUCUGCCAAGGUCAAGGAGUUCCAAUAAACCUGACGAAGGAUGACAAAUCGGUGUUGGUGUCAUGGCAGAAGUUCGCUAAGCAGAACCCUGGAGUGGUGGAGUGGAUCCUGCAGAGUCGGAUGGCAGACGAGCAUGAUGCGGUCACCAACGUGACUUUGGAUGCGGCGGUCACGAAUUAUACUUUAGAUAUUCCCGAAGACGGUGACCUUCAAAUCCGCGUGCUGGGGACCCGGACUCGACCCUGGCUGCAGCAGAACCUGGGCAGCGUGCCGUGGCGGUCCUUGGACCUUAGCACUGGUGACGUACGGGCGACGCCUCGGAACAUCCAAGUGACGAAGGUCACGACCCGCGGCUUCACCGUGCAGUGGGAGACGGACGACCUGGCGCCCAGGAAGUACAAGUUCCUGGUCUGCGUGCUCAAGAUCGACGAUCCGUCGAGCGACGACGGCAACUGUCAGUACAGCGAUAAGCACUCAGUGACGAUAGACAACCUCCAGCCGGGCAGCGAUUACGAGGUCCGCGUGGAAACGCAGCUGCAAGACCUGGAGGCUGUGGAGGCGCAGCUGCCGUAUCGCGUGGCCACGUUGGCCGAGGAAGACGCAAAGUUGAUCUACAAGUAUAUCAACACAACAACAGUACGAGUAUCAUGGAACGGAGUCGGUCGGUACACCGUGCGACACAGGCAGAAACUGGGACCGCUGGGCGACUGGUCUACUAUCAAUACUGAUAGGAACACCGUACUCUUGACCGGCUUGGAUCCGAACUCAGAGACCUACGUGGAGGUGAUCAGCAACGAAGGAAAAGCUGGCAGUGACACUCUUACCAUCCCACCACAGAUUAAGGAUCUUGACGCCAAGGACCUGUCCUACGUGUACACAAGCAGCGGCAUCACGGUGUCGUGGGUCGGCAGCGGCCCCCGGGUGGUGAAGUUCGCGCAGAACAUCACGCAGCCGCUUGAGAAGUGGCACGUCGUCAACGUCACUGAAAACCAUGUUCAGCUUGCGGGUCUUGACCUGUCCCUGCCGACAUACGUGACAGUGACAGCGCAGGGCACGGGGCAGGUGCUGACCAUCCCUCCGGCCCCGGAGCAGCCCUCCAUCGCCGUAGCUUUUUUGGCAGGCGUGGGCAUCGGGUGCGCGGCGUGCGUGCUGCUGCUACUGGCGGCGGCCGCGCUGCUGGUGUGGCGGCGCACAAAAAUGGCCGCCUCGCCUGUAAGAUCGCGACGAAGGACCAUGUCCCCUGUCGAGGGACACGAAGGAGAGAGCUCGGAAAUGAAGAAUAUUGGAGGUCGACUGGCAAACGGCGGGGCCGCAGGUGAACCUCUCCUCAACGGACACGUACACAUCACAGAGAACCCCACGUCAAAAACCCCAAACGGUAAGACGAAGAAAGGCCGCUACGAGCCGUUCGACGUGUCGCGACACGACGCCGACACGACGCUCGAGACCGUCCUCGAGGCCGACUCGUCCGCGUCCUACCUCCUCGACACCUCCCGACGCGCCGACUUCGACACCUCCAGGUCCUCCCGCGACCUAAGCACCAACAACUCCUUCAACAAGCUACCGGACGAUAACAUGAACUCCGAAAUCACUCGGAGCUCGGAAUUUACGCUAGACAACAGCAAAAUUCAGCCCACGCUUCAACCGAACGGUUGAGACCCCCCCUCUCGCCCCCACCCCCGAAAUACAAAGGGAUAGGCGAUCCCUCGCAGGCCUCCGGGCUGCUAGUUACUGGAGACUGUUUAGGACGGCGCGAGGAUAGCUUGGCGUGUUUUGUUCCUAAUAGACUUUAUUUUUAACGACGUAAGGCUGAUUUUUGAUAACGAGUACGAGUACAAAGUAUAAUUUAUCGGUUCUUUGAAGCGCGGAGCCAUCCUCGCGCACUCUGUUGCUGUAUAUAACUAUAGCCCGUUUUGGCGUGUAUAUAGAGUUAUUAAAUCGGCCUGAGAUUAUUUGGAAACAGCGUGGAGACAAUAAUACGGCCGCGGCGCCCGCUAUGUCUAGAAAUACAGUGCCUCUGACACCGGACUUCCUGUCUAAUAGCCUAGUUUCACCGUUAGUGCAACGUAAUCGUACAAAAUAUAGACCAAAAUGAAAUCCAAACACCCAUUAUAGUACCUAAAUUCACGUGUACAUAACAUUUAAUAUAUUUAUCGAUGUUAAAUAACGGUUUAUUGUGUUUUCUGACUUUCAUAGACAGUUUUUAGACAAAGCCUGAGAAGCUAUAAGUUACCUUCACAAUUUGCAUUCCAAUUCCAUUGAUUAUAUUAUAUACCUACCUACUGUUCGCCUCAGAUUA